GACGAUGAUGGUGUAGUGCAUUCACACACAGAGCACCAAGUGCAUAAAAAGGUAGAGGGGAGAGAUAUUUCUUCUAUACGAGAGAGUCGCGCGCGCUGCAUGGCGAAAGACAAGAGAGAGAGAGAAGAGAGAGAAACACGUGGUGGACGCGGAGAGCUCGCGGACGCGAGGGACGUUUUGCUUCUCGCAGUCGGUUAUGCGAAAGCGAGUGGUGUGCCACUACUACGCCAGCACAUAAGUGAAAGAGAAAAGAGUUUCUUUUAGUGGAUGUGUGUGUGCGCGUGUGUUUUGUAUUAUGUGCAGCUUAUAGCGUUUGUGUUUUAUAUGCCCACGAUGGAGCAGCAGCAUCUCGGAGCAGCGACUACCACGCGCCAACGAUAACGACGACGACUAUCAAUUGUCGCACAAAUGUAUACACGAGCGACGUCGUAAAAAAAAGGAUAUAUAUCGAUUUAACAAUGGCUCCUGAGUAUCGUGCCUCGGUCCCCGCCGGUUUGUUUUUGUUGUUAUUUUUACUUCUGAGCGGAGCUCGCGGAGAACCGCUACCCGCGCAGACCAAUCAUCAUCACCACCAUCGCGCCCCCUCCCAGCAGCAUCACAGCCGAAACCCAACGAGUUGGCUACCGAGACACAACGCCCAGUACAAUCCUCAUCACACGCGCCACAAUCACAAUCGCGAAGCUGCCACUCAAACGACGACCACGACGACGACGACCGAACGAGAAGUCGAUUUGUACCCACGAUUUCAGGGCGUGCCGCAGCCAGGGGUGAAGGAAGAGCCGAGCGAUACUUUGACGAACGCAGCAGACAUGAAAAUCAAGACCGAGGGUUUGUCGCUACAGGACAACUUAGACGCAAAAAUAUUCAUCGAUUAUGAGUGCGAAGAUGUUAAACUUGAACCGAAGGCUCAAUCAACGAUCAUCUGUAAAUCUGAAUGUGAACAUUUUCAGCCAUCUGUUAAAAUUGAAAACAAAAAACAAUCCAAUGACACAAAUGGAAGAAGUCUAAUUGCUUUGAUAAAAAAAGACUUCGAUUACGAUGAUAAUUGUCAGUUAAAUGUGAGCUCUCGUUUGAAAUUCGCCAAUUAUGAGGAACUGAAAAAUUGGGAAAAAAUUGUUAAAAAAAAUUCAUCCUUUAUGCUAAAAAAGAAUCCAGAAACUGACACGGGAAAAACAAGUCUGAAAAAGCAUAAAAAUACGAUACUUGAAAAAAUUAGACCAUACGAAUGUAGUAUUUGCCACCAACUAUUCAAAGCCCCAAGCAAACUCAAAAUUCAUGUGAGUAUAGUACAUUAUCACGACAGACCUUUUGAAUGUGAAAUUUCUCAUAAAUCGUUUGGACAAAACAGCCACCUCAAUCAACACAUAAAUACAGUACACAAUCGAAUCAAACCCUUCGAAUGUGAUAUUUGCUACAAAUCAUUUGGACAAAAAAGUACCCUCAAAACUCACAUAACAGUGGUGCAUGAUAGAAGCAAACUUUUCGAAUGUGAAUUUUGUCACCAGACAUUUAGACACCAGGGUAAUCUAAAACAGCACAUAAUCGUAGUACAUGAUCGGAGCAAACCCUUCGAAUGCGAUAUUUGUCAAAAAUCAUUUGGAUACAAUAGUACCCUCAAAAGACACUUAAAUACAGUACACAAUCGUAGGAAACGCUUCGAAUGUGAGAUUUGUUACAAAUCAUUUGGAUACCAGAAGGGUCUCAAGAGACACAUAAAUGAAAUACAUGAUCAUCGCGAAACGUUUGAGUGUGAAAUUUGUCAUAAAUCAUUUGGGCGAAAAAAUAAUCUAAAAACUCACAUUGAUAUAAUACAUAAUCGGAAUAAACCCUUCGAGUGUGAGGUUUGUCACAAGUCAUUUGGACAGAAAGUUCAUCUCAAAGUUCACAUCGAUGCAGUACAUAAUCGCAGCAAAUCCUUAGAAUGUGAGAUUUGUCUCAAAUCAUUUGUAUACUUAGGUAAUCUCAAAAAGCAUAUUUGCGUUUAAUAAUUAGGAAAAAAGUACCCUCAAAACUCACGUACAUGCAGUGCAAUGUAACAAAUCUUUAAAAAAAUUGAAUAAAUCCCAAUAAAUUUGGAUGCAGUACGUUUACAUAAAUCUUCAUAAAUAGUAGAGUAAUAAAACACGCAAGGAGAAAAUAUCGCAGACAACAGCGGCAACAAAGAGGCUUAUAUGGCAUAUACAAGCUGUGGAUCGAGCGAAACGAGCCCGAGCCUUGCCUGUCAGGACUUGACUUCUCAUUACUUAAUACAUUUUUUAUCGAAUUAUUUUCAACGUUACAUCUACUGCUGAAACUUUUUUUUAAUUUCUUUAAAAAAAUCCUCAAAAGGUUUACUUUACACAAAGAUAAAUAAAAAUCCAGUAUCAAAAAGAAUAAACAACAACCUUCUACAAUUUCUCAAAAAUUUCUUGACUGGAUUUUAUAAAAUAUAAUAGAAAAUUGUGAGGUUUCAAUAUAUCAUGAGAUCAUACAUGAACAUAUGACAAUACUGAUUUAACUAAUUCAGAGCCAUGAAAUUUUUCUUUACCUUUUUUACUAAAUAUAUUAUUGAUUGAUUAUUAGAAAUAAA
Molecule: messenger RNA, 2569 nt
Organism: Trichogramma pretiosum
Lineage: Eukaryota; Metazoa; Arthropoda; Insecta; Hymenoptera; Trichogrammatidae
Gene: slow
Product: zinc finger protein 658B
Exons: 3
Coding region: 459-1985 (508 amino acids)
Biological process (GO): anatomical structure development; regulation of transcription by RNA polymerase II
Cellular component (GO): nucleus; cell surface; extracellular region
Molecular function (GO): RNA polymerase II cis-regulatory region sequence-specific DNA binding; DNA-binding transcription activator activity, RNA polymerase II-specific; signaling receptor binding
Source: RefSeq, a predicted model, not a curated record